Molecule: messenger RNA, 2784 nt
Organism: Aspergillus versicolor CBS 583.65
Lineage: Eukaryota; Fungi; Ascomycota; Eurotiomycetes; Eurotiales; Aspergillaceae
Exons: 6
Coding region: 1-2784 (927 amino acids)
Biological process (GO): Golgi vesicle transport
Cellular component (GO): membrane
Source: RefSeq, a predicted model, not a curated record
AUGUUAGGAGAAGGCCCAGGUGAUGGUUCUCGGGUGUAUAUACCUCCUGCGGUAGAGGUUGAAGACCAAUCCGACGAUCCCGACGCUCCCGACCUACUCCCUCACCAUGUCGACACCGGUCCUACCGUACUUCCCGUCUGGUUACGGGAAUCCUCGAAAUCUUUCCGCUGGGGCUGGGUCCCUUUACCGAUUCGAAAGGCUGCUCGCACGACCGCUGAAUUUGUCAAGGGCCCAGACCCGCCAUACCCGCUCUUGUUGAACCCUCUGUUUCCCCAGAUCCAGGAACUGCCUAGGCGGUACCUGGACAAGUUUUUCCCGAAGCGCAAACAUAAGGUGUCCCUACUUCUGCUCCUAUAUUUCGCUUGGUUCCUGCCGUGGGCUAUCCUAUUUCUACAUUCUCGAUCCGCGGGUUACAUUGAAGGCUACGGGCGGCCUAUCACAUUGUCUUGCUCGAGCACCUUUUGGACACCUGGUAAUGGUUGUGGACUCAAUGGAAACGAUUGCCGUCCUUUCACCGCAGCGGCAACACCCUUCCGAUGCCCAGCCAACUGUCGGGACGCGAAAACGAUCGAACCUUACGCCUUUGGUAAUCAGACAAUCAAUUAUAGGGGACUUGUCAUCGGAGGACCUGAGCCGGGAUCGGAUGAGCCUGGCGUAUAUCGUGCCGACAGCUUCAUUUGUCAAGCCGCCCUCCAUGCAGGAGUCAUUGAUAACGAUGGUGGUUGCGGCGUGGCCCAAUUAGAAGGAGCUGCGCAUUCGUUCCAUGCAUCCAAACAAAAUGGAAUCAGCUCGCUCGGCUUUCCGUCGACCUUCCCCAAGUCUUUCAGCUUCGUCGAGCCGUCGUCAGAUGCCACUUGCCCGCAGGAUCCACGAUGGCCCCUACUAGGUAUCACUAUUGGGGCGCUCGCUGUCCUAUGGCUCUUCUGCUCGUCCCCUGCGGUACUAUUCUUGAGCACGUUCUUCAUGCUUUUUAGCCAGGUGGGAUUGGUGUCUGAUCCGCCGCCUCGGGCUGACCUGGCCGCUCUUAUGUCCAUCUUCGUCGCUCGGCUUCUUCCCGCAUCAUUCGUUGCAUUUGUCUUGUUCAGAUACUGUGCGCGACCACUCCUGACGCCUCUAUCGUCACCUAUCUAUCAGUUCAGCAAGACAUUGCUCUUCUUGCCCCCUGCGUUCUUUGGCGGUCUGAACAACUAUACUUUUGCGAGAUUGAUCCCCCUUGAGCGUCUGACGCCGCAUGAUAUUCAGCAACAACCUGGUGCGAAGCUCGCGUUAUCCAUAGUCAUUCCUACCGUCCUCGCUAUCAUCUUAACCCAAACCCAUCAAAUUCGCAUGGGUGGCUUGAUGCCACAUUACUUGAAGGUGUACGGAACGAUGGCGCUGAUCCUUCUGAUUCUACUCCCACUCCCCGGGCUUCGCCUUCGCAUUCACCAUUAUAUCCUUGCGAUCCUCUUGAUGUACGGGACGGCUUUCCCCACUCGACCGUCAUUAGUCUACCAGGGGUUGCUGCUUGGCCUCUUCAUCAACGGUAUUGCCAGGUGGGGCUUUGCUUCCAUCAUCGAAACGCCCGCUGCACUUGGCGAACAAGCACCAGGACCUGGUGGGCAGCAUGGAUGGUGGGGAGGCACCUCACCUAAUGUCAACGAUAACUCUGUCACAAUUUCCCUCCCAGAUAGGGGCUCCGGCGAGCCCUAUCAUGGCAAUGGCAACAUUACGUUCACGCUAUGGGAGCGAGAACGCAUGGACAAACUAGGUGUGGACGGAGUCUCGGUCCUAGUCAACGAUGUUGAGCGCUGGCGCGGUUACCUAGACGAGGACCCCGCGGGAGAAUUCACCUGGCAUCGCCACGGCCACGCCGGCCUCGAACUACAUCACACAUCCUCAAUUGACCGUGAUUUCGAGGUCCCACCCUCGGACCUCGAGCUCGAACAAAUCCACCCCAGCGGCGAGGACAAGCCCGAAACCCUCUUUUUUCGCUUCGCGUUCCUGAGGGGCGCCGAGGCAGGGAAUAGCAGUAGUUGUAUUCCCGUCACUUUCCACAGGUACCUUGUCUGGGUGGUGGGUACUAUUGAAGCCGAAACAGCGGGCGCACUAAUAAUGGAGCACGCAGACCCCUUUCUUCAAGUCCAAGCCGAUGUCCUCUCAACCCUCGGCACUACAAGACCCUUAUUCUCCUCAUAUCUCCGCAUCCGCUCUCUCGCAAAAUCCCCCUCAAACCCUGAGCUCCAGCAAGCGCGCUCGGAGUUAGAAACAACUCUUACAGACCUCACAGCGGACCUCGACGACCUAGUCGAGAGUGUCCGAGCCGUCGAGCAAGACCCGUACCGUUUUGGGCUAGAUAUAGAGGAAGUACAGCGCCGUCGCAAACUCGUUGACGAUGUUGGCAAGGAGCUCGAGGAUAUGAGGGGGGAGUUGGUGAAGGUUAUUACGAAUUCUGAUGCUGCUGCUGCUGGAAAAUCCAAGGGUGCAGGGCUUCCGAAUCCAGCGGAGUUCGAUGAUGAUGCUGAGGGGCAAGGAGAUGAUUACUAUGCCGAGAUGGAGCAGCAGCGGCAGAUGGAGCUUAUGCAUGAGCAGGACGAGCAGCUAGAUGGUGUGUUCCGGACGGUAGGGAAUCUGAGACAGCAGGCGGAUGAUAUGGGGAGGGAGUUGGAGGAGCAGGCAGUUAUGAUUGGGGAGAUUGACACGCUUGCGGGUCGGGUUGGGGGAAAGUUACAGAAUGGGAUGUCGAAAUUGAAGUGGGUUAUCAAGAAGAAUGAAGUGCGUCUUCCAAAUUGGGUCUUUGCUAACUAA